Molecule: messenger RNA, 2085 nt
Organism: Closterium sp. NIES-67
Lineage: Eukaryota; Viridiplantae; Streptophyta; Zygnematophyceae; Desmidiales; Closteriaceae
Source: the annotation of a GenBank genome assembly
UCCCUCCCCUCCCCUCCCCCGCCCUCCUCCCCCUUAGAAUUUUCCCACCAGCCUCUUUCUCCUUCCUUUUCCUUCCUGUCUAGGACCACCCUACCCCUCACCCGUCACUCCACCCUAGACUUACGCAAUGGCGCCUCCCGCCAAGAAGGCUGCGGCCGGGUCCAAGGGAAAGAGGAAGCCGCACAGCUUCGUGAUCGACUGCACGAAGCCGGUGGAGGACAAGAUCAUGGAGAUCGCGUCGUUCGAGAAGUUUCUGCAAGACCGGAUUAAGGUGGACAACAAGGCGGGCGUGCUGGGCGACACCGUGAAGGUCACCAAGGACAAGGCCAAGAUCCACGUCACCGUCGACGGCCCCUUCACCAAGAGGUACCUCAAGUACCUUACGAAGAAGUACCUGAAGAAGCACAACGUGCGCGACUGGCUGCGGGUGAUCGCGUCGAACAAGGACCGCAACGUGUACGAGCUGCGCUACUUCAACAUCGCCGAGAACGAGGCCGACGAGGAGGCCUAAACCGUCCACGCCCGUGCUUCGCUUCACUCGCAGAUACAUGCCUCUCCCGCACUCCCUGACACUGCUGCUGGUAUCACGGGGGCCUGCAGCUUCUGUGCCUCUGCCUGUCUCUCCAGCCCCCUUGGCAAGAAAUCCUUUUUGCUUUCAUUGUAACAGUUACAUUAGUUACAGUUGCACCAGGCUAUGAAGCUGUGUCAGGCUGAGAAGGGGCUGCCUGUAACGGGUGGAGAAAUCAGGGGUUCUGGAUGUCUGCCUUGGGCACCUAGCCCCGUUUAAGAAACGAGCAAUGAACAUCACUCGAUAAACUCAGUUAUACCUCUUACGAUUGCUGAGUAAUCAGUACCGCAUGGUAGAGCUACUACGUUUUGGGUCUUGGUGAAACCAUCACAUAUCAUGGAGUGCCCAAUGUUGUAUGUACAAGGAGGUGUUGGAAAGUUCACACCACACAGAGCUGUUCUUAGCGAGUGAAACGCCUUACUUCGCCAGCACACGUUUCCGAGAACUGUAAGUCAGUGGACUCCCACCUUCGAUAGCCGUAGUUUCCGCCUCGACCUGCACUGCGUGCCGUGCAAUACCCGUUCCGCUAGCCGCCUAGAUUUCGCCUCUUAUCUUUCGCUCCUCUCUGCUCCAUCGUUAAGGGUUUGCACUCACAUGCCUGCACGUCCUCUCCUCUCACUGCUCGCUGCUCCUAGCACCGUCCAUCCUCACUCUCUGUUACUAUCGCGAGUAACACAUAGUCUCGAAGUCACCUACAUGUUCUAAUUCACGUACCUUUCUUGAAGCCGCAAGUCUCUUAAAGCCGCGACCAGCAUGGCUUUCCCCGACGAGCACUGGCGGCGGUUCGGGCCGCUAGCGGCGGGAGCGCUGUUCGGUGCGGCGUGGUGGAUAUGGGUGGACGCGGUGGUGUGCAACUCGACGACGGUGCCCUUCUUGCACUACGUGCCGGGCAUCUUCGCGGCGCUGGCCGCCAUGAUGUUCAACGCCGUGCACCGCGACGAGCUCCUCGACUACUCGCCCUACGACGACGGCGCCGGCUGCAGGUCGCGCACGUGGCUCUUCCUGGCGUACGUGAUCGCCUUCGCGUCGCUGGCAGGGGCGGCAGGGCUGCUGAUAAAGGACGCCUCCCCCCCCAGCACGUCCUCGUGGCCCGGCGCUGCGGGCGUCUUCCAGUGCGCCUUCAUCAUCGGCAGCGGCCUCUUGUACUGGCUCUCACGCUCCUCCGAAUCCUCGCCCUCCUACUACUGAUCACCGUCUCCCAUCCUGCCGCCCACUCUUCAAACACCUGCCGGCUCUCUGGGGUACCACUCUGUGGCACUGCUGUGCUGCUGCUGUGAAGGCUCUUGUUUGGUUUGGUUCUUCUUUUGAGGCGCCUCAAAAAUAGAUUCUGCUAUAUGCCUGAAGAGAGCCAUUGAAUGUUUCAUUCAAUAGCUGUUUGUUAUUGCGACCUUCACUGCUUGUACAGAUGUCUUUGUAUAGCCUGUCCGUUAUGCAUGCAACCUGCAGCUCCAGCUGCGCUCAUUGGUGGAGUUAGUUAGCAUGCACCAGACAUGCUCGCGAGUCGUGAGCAUCCAAAA